UUUUGGGGGCGUGGCCUGUUGGGGCAAAUCAGGAAGAGGGCUCUGAUUGGCUGCAGUGAACUAUCGCCCCGCCCCACUACAGUGACGAACGCGAAAGUAACAACAAAAAGUUGAAAAACAAAAAAUCAAGUGGAAGGCGACCAGCAGGCUGGAGGGAGCGGCGCGGCGCGGCGCAGAGGACCAGGCCGGAGUGAGCGCGUCCCGCAGCGGCAUGCGGCGGCCCGGGCAGCGCGGAUCAUGGCCGCACUGACCCGGGAUGGAUCCUGGCGGCAGCAGCCGGUCCGCGGCCUGGAGGGGCCACAUCGUCCAGCAGCUGAAGCACCGGGACCGGAUCCAGAGCGCCAUGUUCCAGGACCUGAUCCGGUUCUACACCGGGCUGCUGGACAGAACCAGUUUGACCAAAGGGCUCCUGGGCAGACCUCCCGCUGAGCGCCGCUCCUCUCUGCAGCAGCUGAAGAAAACGACAGGCGAGUUGGCCUACAAGGUGCUGGAGCUGCAGCAGCAGAUUGAAAUCAAAGAGCGCGUUCUGCAGGAACUGCAAGCCAGACUGCAGAAGGAGGACGGUCGGCUAGCCGAGGCGUCCGACGCUAAACGGGCUCUGAGGGAUGAGGUGGAGCAGGUCCGACAGAAGAACAAGGCGCUGAAGGCGGCGUACGAUGCGCUACUGCAGCGUCAGAGGGAGGCGGAGUCCAAACUCAGGGAAGAGAAGGAGAAGGAGGAGCGCGUCCUGGAGGACAUGAUGCACCAGAAGAAGCAGGCCGCCGCCCGCAUGAACCACCGCAACGAACGGCGCUCCAGAGCUCGACAGGCAACUGUGCAGAAGCAGCUGCAGACGGCUGCCAGGUCAAAGGUCAUCGAGGAGAGAGGGUUGUCUUCCAGCUCGUCCAGCGCUCCGACCUCCAGGUCCACGUCUCCAAAGCCGGAGGAUCAGGACAAGUCCGGCGGCCGAGGAGCGACUCGCCUCUUCAGGUCGGCGUCGGCCUCCUCGCCCAGGUUCUUCUCCUCCAUCAGAGAGAUGUUUGACAGGAAGAGAAGAGGUCACUCUGUCCGCAGCCUGGAGGAGCAUCUGCUGUUUCCCGUCGGAAUCUGUUUAUCAGCCAGAGUUCCUGUCAGACCGCUGCAAGUCCUGGAAGCCCAUGAGCAAGGCAUCAACGCGGUGCGGUUCAGCUUCAGCUCGGACCUGCUGGCCACCGGCGGGUCGGACCGGGUCAUCAAGCUGUGGGACGUCCAAGCAGGUUCCCUGACCCACAGAGCCACGCUGGACGGAAGCACGGAGGGGAUCACCUGUGUGGAGUUCGACCACAUGGGCCGCAGGAUCCUGGCGGCGUCGCACAACAAGUCCGCCCUGCUGUGGCGCCUGGACGACUCCGUCCCCAAGGUGACUCUGACGGGUCACAGCAGGAAGGUGACGGCGGCCAGGUUCACCUGCGUCCCCCACCAGGUGGUGACAGGAAGUACCGACCGCACCGUCCGGCUCUGGGACCUGAACAGAGCCGCCUGUGUCCAGCAGGGGGAGGUGGCGUCGUUCUGCAGCGACCUGGUCUGUUCUGACAGCAGCAUCAUCAGCGGACAUUUUGACUCCAAGAUCAGAGUCUGGGACAGCAGGGCGGUGAGCUGCGUUCAGGAGCUGCCCUCUCAGGGCAGAGUGACCUCUCUGGACCUGAGCUCUGACCGGCGCCAGCUGCUCAGCUGUUGCCGUGACGACGGCCUCCAGCUGCUGGACCUGCGCUGGACCAACGACCGGAUGUGCUUCAGAGCCGACGGCUUCAAAUGCGGCGGCGACAGCACCAAGGCGGUCAUCAGCCCAGACGGAUGCUACCUGGCGGCCGGAUCCGCCGACGGGGCCGUUUACAUCUGGAACGUCUCCACGGGGGGCCUGGAGGCCCGCCUCCCCGACCGCCACAGCUCGUCCGUCUCCGCCGUGUCCUGGUCUCUGUCCGGGGAACACUUCGUCAGCGUGGACCGGAGCCGCCGGGCCGUCCUCUGGAGCGACGUCUGACCUCUGACCCGCCGAUCAGAAGGGACUUCCUGUGGAGAUGAAGCAGCAGAUCCAGCAGCAGAUCCAGCAGCAGAUCCAGCAGCAGAUCCAGCAGCAGAUCCCGGCGUGACGACGGUUCGUUCCGUAAACAUUCCCUGAAAUGAUUCACAGAAAAAGGGAAGUUUGGAUUUUUAAAAUAUUUUCUAACAGACGUUUGGUGCAGUAACAGAUUGACAAGAGAUCGUUGAUCUUUACUAACCUUCAGCUUUUUAAACAUGGAAACCGUUAAACUCCCAGCAGGUUUUACUGACAUUGACAGAACGUGUUGAUUGGUCAGAAGCCAGCGGGUCAGACGGACAUCAGGAACCUUCACUGGACAGAUGUUCACACCUGGCCCUCCUCGAACUGUUCAAACUUGAAGAUGAGUGGAAAUCUGGCAGAAGAAUGUUUCGUCUUCUGCAGCACUUUACGAACAGAACCUUCAGAGGAACUAAAAGUUCCUCCGGAUUGAACUGGUUCUUUAAGGGAUAAAAAUGUCGGCGCAUCAGCCGGCGUUCAGGGUCACAGGGUCACAGUUUGCUCUGAAGGAAUCUGAUUGACAGCCAGAGCUGCAGGCGGGUACCAUGUGGUUCUCCUGAGAUCGGACCGGGUUACGACACGGUCAGACCGACUCACCAGCUGGAGACGACGAGGAGCAAAUUCUGAUUAAUUCCAGCUGCAAGAACCGGAUCAGGCCCGGAUCCGUCGCUUCCAGAAACCGUUGUUUUUGACUCAAAGGUGAUUUUAGCUGCCAACUGUCCUGGACUUUGACUGCAGUUUGUAUUCACAAACACUGGAUGGCGCUGCUAAGCAAGAAGCUCUGAGUCUCAGGAUGAGUCCUGCAGUUUCAUUUAUAGAAGAUAAAAGACAAAACUAUCUGUGGGUUUAAUGAGAUCAAAGCUCCUUUCGUGGAAAUGAGAACAAUUUAUCUCAGCUGUUUUAAUCAUGUUUAAUUAUAAAUAAGGAAAAUACAGAUUUAAUUAGUUUUAAAUUGUUUUUGCUGAGCGAAGACAUAAGAAAAGAAACAUUGUGUUGAUUAAAACGACUCCAAUGUUGGGGAAAUAAUAAAUUCUGCAGGAUGACGUCAGAAUUAACGGAGCUGACCGCCUCCCCCACGUCACAAACAAACAUGGCGCCGUUUGCUGCUUCCAUGUCUUUGUGGCAGCGCUACGGCGCCUCCCAGUGGCCAGGCAGACAUGUUACAUCAGGUUAUUCGGCGCCGCUGCAUCCUGUAAUUUCCAUUUUACACCGUUCGUCUUUGUGUUUACUGCGUCUAAAUUCAGCCGAUGAACCUUUAACUUACUGGAGCCUGCAGCGCCCCCUGCUGCUGGCUUUUAAAACUAAAUAGCUUUUUCUUUUACAAAAUAAUUUUGAGUUGUGCAGUUGCGGCCUCCUGCCAGCAGAGGGCACUGCGUUCAGCUCCCCCUGGUGGCUGAAACCGGUUCUGCUGGUUGUUUUACUCUGAAUCGUACCAGAACCUUCGGAUCGGAGCAGAACUGGACCUGGUUUGGGUUUCAUGAAGCUUCAACUCAAAGCUGAUUGGUUCUGCCGGUGCUGCAGAACAGGUUCUGGAUCUGGUUCAUAUCCGGAUACCAACCUUGGCUUGGAUCGGGUCGGUUCUACAGAACCAGGUCUGUGAAGGAAAACUUAACCCUCAUGGUCAAAUUGACCCGUUUUAAAGUUUAAAAACAUGUUAAAUAUAUUUUGCAUCAAACUUUUUCUAUUCGUCUUAAUUGGCCCAAAUUCCAUUUUUUAUGUCUAAAUGAGUAAAUAAGUCGUUGAUCAUCAUUGAUCUUUAAUCUGUGAGAAGUAAAAAAUCAUCAUUGCACAAAUAUUGAUUGAAAUGAUUGAUAUUGGAGUUAAUAAUCAGAUACAAAAUGUUUUGUAUGAUUAAACAAGUUAUUGCUGAACCUCAGAAACCAACAGAACAGGAGGGUUAAAAGGUUCUGUUCUGGACCCGGUUCUGUUCGGUUACAUUAUUUGUGUUUAUUAAACUGGAUCAGAACCGGCUGUGGAGAUCAGAACUGGUUCUUCAUCCGGUCUGGACUCUCAGAUUAAACGUCUCUGGUUCCGGUUCUGGUUCUGUCCACUCUGCUGAUGGUUCUGUUCUUGUGAUGUUUGGUUGAAAAGGGAAGAUGAUGUGAAAUAUUUGUGUUCUUGCUGCUCUGCCUUUUGUUCGGUUCUGUUCUGGUUUUAAGGGAACAUUUUGGAUCAUCUGGUUUUAUCCUUCAUUUAUUUAUACAGCUAAUUAACUGGGACUGUAUGGCAAGCUGUUUUCAACUUAAUGAGUCCUGAAAGGUGAAAGUUUCUCUGAAAUAGACAAAUAAAUCCGGAAUUUAACCCUCA
This is a messenger RNA of Poeciliopsis prolifica (blackstripe livebearer), 4363 nucleotides long. RefSeq names its product protein Atg16l2-like. The record is from RefSeq and is a predicted model, not a curated record. The transcript has 18 exons. NCBI's taxonomy places the organism in Eukaryota, Metazoa, Chordata, Actinopteri, Cyprinodontiformes, Poeciliidae. Gene Ontology annotation, biological process: autophagosome assembly; negative stranded viral RNA replication. Gene Ontology annotation, molecular function: protein binding. The coding region runs from base 257 to 1999 and encodes 580 amino acids. Gene Ontology annotation, cellular component: autophagosome membrane.